UAUCUCUCUCUCUCUCUCACAGCAGUUUCGUUUCGUUUCGUUUCGAUUCAUCUCCCUCCUCUCACUUGGCCACCCCAUUUCUUCUUUCAAUCUGAUUUCAAUUUUGAUUUCGAUUAACAGUAUUUUGGGUUUAGGGAUAGGGUGGCUAUGUUUAACACACCAUUUGUUUUGUCAUUUGCUCUUUUGCUUUCAUUACCUCUUCUUUUCUUCUUUGCACCCAGAUUUCUACCCCCUAAACAUGCCCAAAUCUCCCUCCCCGACGAGCUUGACGAUCUCGCCCUCUUCCGCCGCGCCACACUUGCUUCCAUCCGCCCUGGCGGCUCCGCUGUAUCCCGUUUAGGAACCACCAAGUCCAAACCCAAAAUUGCCUUCUUGUUCCUUACAAAUUCAGAUAUCCAUUUUGCCCCGAUUUGGCAGCUCUUCUUCAACAACCACCUAGGACUUUACAAUAUCUAUAUCCACGCUGAUCCCUCCUCCAAAAUUACUCCUCCUGGUGGGGUAUUUGAAGGUCGUUUCAUCGCCGCGAAACGCACUCAACGCGCCACCCCUACUCUCAUAUCCGCCGAACGCCGCCUCCUCGCCACCGCCCUCCUUGACGACUCUUUAAAUUCCUACUUCGCCCUCGUCUCCCCGAGCUGCAUCCCGCUCCACUCAUUCCAAUUUAUGUAUAAUUCUCUAUUUAUCAAACCCAUCACUGAGUCCACGUCAUCAUCGUCCCAAAUUUCUACCCCUUUGUACCGCAGCUUCAUCGAAAUAUUACACGACGAUCCAUAUUUAAAGGAUAGAUACAUCUCCAGGGGCAAAGACGUAAUGCUACCGGAGGUACCUUUCAACCGGUUCCGGGUCGGAUCUCAGUUCUUCGUCCUGACCCGGCAACACGCAUUGGUCGUAAUCAAGGACAGGAGGCUGUGGCGGAAGUUUAGGCUGCCAUGUCACAAUCUAGAUUCUUGUUACCCGGAAGAGCAUUACUUCCCGACACUUUUGUCAAUGGAGGAUCCACAUGGGUGCACCCAUUACACUCUCACUCGGGUCAAUUGGACCGGAAGCACGGACGGUCACCCAUAUACUUAUGGACCCGCUGAGAUUUCAUCGAAACUUAUUCGAGAGCUCCGGGUGUCGAAUUCUAGUUAUUCUUUCAUGUUUGCAAGGAAAUUUUCUCCGGAUUGCUUGCAGCCAUUGCUGGAUAUAGCAGAAAAGGUUAUUUUCCGUGACUGAAACGAGUCGGGUUCAAAUGUGGAAUGGAUCUCUUUAAUGAAACUUGAAAGGUGAAAGGCUAAGUAGAAAGCCAAGCAAACAUGUGGCGGUUCAACAUGUACAUAGAAAGCAAUGUGAAUAAAGCGAUUCCCACUUGAGUAUCAAAUGGUGGCAUGGGCUUAGAGUGGAGUCGAGGAAAAGAGCAAUAAGGAAGCAAAGGCUCGUAGCUCAUUUCCCUCGUUUUUCUUUUUGUUGAAGAAAAUGAAAAGGAAUCUUCCAUUUGCUCAUCUAGCUGAACUACUACUAUGUUUUCUGUAUAUAUCAAUUUUAGUUUCCUUUUCUUCUUUCA
Molecule: messenger RNA, 1543 nt
Organism: Olea europaea var. sylvestris
Lineage: Eukaryota; Viridiplantae; Streptophyta; Magnoliopsida; Lamiales; Oleaceae
Exons: 2
Coding region: 148-1215 (355 amino acids)
Cellular component (GO): membrane
Molecular function (GO): glycosyltransferase activity
Source: RefSeq, a predicted model, not a curated record